AUGAUGCGCGCGAUGUCACGAGAUGUUUCUAGCAGCAAAUUGACCCUGCAAGCUCUUCCAACGCGGCAGGGGAUGGCGCCCACGUGGAUCCAAGCUGCUCGACGCAAGAGGAAGACACCACGUCUCGUUGGUGGUUGCUUGGAUGGCGAUUCGAAAGGGCAAGGUCGUCUGCGUGCACUGCGCCGUUGA
Saprolegnia parasitica CBS 223.65 is the source of this 189-nucleotide messenger RNA. RefSeq lists its product as hypothetical. The transcript is spliced from 2 exons. Lineage: Eukaryota; Oomycota; Saprolegniomycetes; Saprolegniales; Saprolegniaceae. The record is from RefSeq and is a predicted model, not a curated record. The coding region runs from base 1 to 189 and encodes 62 amino acids.